This is a messenger RNA of Salvelinus sp. IW2-2015, 2303 nucleotides long. RefSeq names its product transmembrane gamma-carboxyglutamic acid protein 3. Gene Ontology annotation, cellular component: mitochondrial outer membrane; peroxisome. NCBI's taxonomy places the organism in Eukaryota, Metazoa, Chordata, Actinopteri, Salmoniformes, Salmonidae. Gene Ontology annotation, biological process: positive regulation of mitochondrial fission. The record is from RefSeq and is a predicted model, not a curated record.
GUCUGUUGUCAAAAUUUUUGCAGCGCUUCGCAGUGAAGCAGCGGUUCGUGCUACCAUGGCCUCUUCGGGAUUUCGGGGUGACGUUUCCCAGGUGCGUGGCGGCCGUGACCCCGUCUUCUCUGAGGCCAUCAACCAGAAGAUGCGUGUCCCAGACCGGCUGAGAGUGGGGCCAGGCAUGGGACAGGGAGGGGAAGAAGCGAGGCAGGGGCGUGCUGAGCGUCCCGCUUCCUAUAGCAUGCACAUCCCAGACAGGCUGUCUCUCACAGAUGCCCCGGAUAUGAGCCCCCGUCCACUGUUCACGUCAUCCAAGCACAACUCAGCCCUCCCCCUGGGGCUUGCAUGGGAGGCACAGCAGCAAGGUGCCUGGGACAGAGACCCCUACAUGAGGGAACCAGUGCAGAGUCCCCUGCGGAGGUCCUACAGUGACCAGGCUUUUGGCAGGAGUGACCCUGACACCCCCACCUCCAAACAGGCACUGCACACCCCCACCUUUCGUGGCGGURCAGGAUGCCCCCCUAAGCGCUCCGCUGCUGCUGCAAACCCCAUGCCCCUGGGGCUCCCUGCCAUCCCACCCAGCCACCUGUCCCCAACGACCAUGCUACAGGCCGCCAAGGAACUGGGCCAGCAGGCCUCACAGCGCCUCCUGCAGACUGUCACACAGAAAUACAGGUUCAGUUAUCCUGAACACCCGACGACUGCUGUGGUCGAGGCACCCCCUGUGUACGUUGAACCAGCCAGGAAAAGUGUCAUGCAGGACUCCUGGAUGAGCCCAGAUGAUGAGGGAAGUGCCGCAGCUGUGGAGUUCAUCGUACUCAGGAGACAGGUGGUAAAGAUGAGUCGUCGUCUGGCGGGUCUGGAAAGGCAGAAUGCUGAAUGCAGACAGACGGAGCUGGUGCUCUUCUCCCUGCUCAUUUCUGCCUGCCUGCUCAACGGAUGGCUCUGGAUACGCAGAUAACAGACACACACGUCAUUCAAACAGCCCACUCAUCUCUACUACAACCCUAGGUCCACUCCAACCAGCUACUUUGCUCAACUCCGCAUUAUACAUCCACUCAGCUGGGUAUUCCAGUGCACUUAUUUACACACACAUGUUGGUGUUAGAUGCUGAGCACCUAUUGUUUAAAAUGGCAUCUCAUCUCCUUUAUUUCAAGGCCAGGGGAGGAAAGGAAACUGUUUGGACCACUUAAGUAGGGAAAGUUCAUCCAUUUUUACAUGUGGCCUUAUUUUCACUCUUUCUGUUCUUGUAGUUGAUUCCCAAACUUUGAAAUGUUUUAUUUGUUUCCUUACAGAGAAAAUUGGUUGUCAUCACUUGCCAUUGACUAUAAUGCAAUAUCCAAAUAUGUCUAAAGCAUAUUGGAAAACACUCCACAUUACAUAAGAAUCCCAUUCUGAAUGUCUCUUUACUCAGUUUWAAAAAAAAGUCCACUGUGCCAUAAAUCCAUGUUUGAAUGGUUCUGUUUACAACAAAAAUAUGGAUUUAUUGGGACAGUGAAAUAAAKAAAUAUUGAGAGCAGAAACAUAAUUUGGAAUGGGAUAUGAAAUGUCAAUUUUCCCUUAACGAAAAGUAUAUAAUAAACAAACUGGGUAUCAACUACAAACACAGAAAGUGAAAAUAAGUAAUUUAAAUGUAAAAAUCGGUGAACUUCCCCUUUAAGUAGGGAGUGAGGGUGUUGAGAGUUAGUGUGCAAAGGUAAAAAAAAGAAGAAAAAAAAAGACAAUGUAUUGUCAAGGUGGAUGCUGGCCAAUUUCAACAUAAUCAGGGAUUGAUUCAUGCUUAAAGGAUUGGCUGUCUGUGACCUGGACAGCUAGUGUUUACCACGGCUGGAGGAGGUGAUGGUGUUACUGCAGAAGCGCUGCUACAUUCUGGUGGCUAGGUUGGAUAAUCAGAUUCACGUCAUAGGUCUGUCAAAACACAACUUGUGUAUACUUUUAACAUUUGAAUGUAGUUGGUAGUCUCUUCCCAUAGCCACUGUAUCUGGGGGUGGAUUGCCACAAGUCAGUUGGUAACAGGUCUGAAGUAUCUAGUAAACUAUUAUGGCAUGAUUUACUUGGAACUCUUCAGACCUAAAGAAGCCUAAAUUGUAAUCAGUUGCAGACAGUACAUAGGUAAUAAGGUUCUUCUGUAAGACCUACACUAUAUAUACAAAAGUAUGUGGACACCCCUUCAAACUAUUUCAGCCACACCCGUUGCUGACAGGUGUAUAGACGGACAGACGUAAAAAUCGUCAGUCCUCGGUUGCAACACUCACUACUGAGUUAAAAACUGCCUCUGGAAGCAACAUCAACACAAUUAAAUGGGUUUC